ACUUUGAAUUGUACAAUUAUUGGUUGGUCGAUAAUCGUUUGCCGUGUACGACGACGUCGCGAAAUUAAAAUCGCGUAAGACGGUGCCCUACGGGGGCCUACAAUCUUGACCGUGAAACGAUAAUAAUACGGUCGUUUUUAUCGGUGCGCGAUCCGAAUUUUUUGGGUAUUACAGUAAUUGAAAAGUCAUCGAGUGUUUGCUGUAUACAAGGGGUGUUCAUAAUAAGAUGUUGAUGCUUGUAAAUUGCGAAGAGGUGAAUAUAUGAAAGUCACCCUAAGGCGAGGGUAUUUUAUGCUUAAGCACCCCCUGUAUAUAUAUACACUAAAAAAAGAAAAGUAGGCUUUGAGAAAUUUGGCUAUGAUGUACGUUUAAAAAAAAAUGCCAUAAAUCUGUUAUUAUUGCCGUAAUGUGGUGCUCAGUGCGUAUAAGAAUUUUCCCGUGCGGGCCUUUUAAGCAUAAUAAAAAUAAUAAUAAUAAUAAUGCCGUCGGCAUUAUUUGUUAAGUUAUACUUACUUUGGUGGAAAUAUAAACUGAAGUGGCCGUUGAAAGAUGAAACCCAACAUUCCCAGUUAUAAGAAACACCAUCACUCCUCCAAGAGAUCCGAUGACAACAUGGAUGAGGACUCGGACGAUAAGGAUACUAAACGAAAGUCUCGAAAUUUGAGUGAAAAGAAACGUCGCGACCAAUUCAAUCUGUUGGUAAACGAGUUGAGCUCCAUGGUCUCGACCAGCGGCAGGAAAAUGGACAAAUCGACUGUGUUAAAAUCAACAAUUUCGUUUUUAAAAAACCACAACGAAAUUGCCGUAAGAUCCCGUAUAAACGAAAUCCAAGAAGACUGGAAACCGACUUUUCUGACAAACGAGGAGUUCACCCAUUUAGUAUUAGACGCCGUGGACGGGUUUAUAAUUGUGUUUUCCACGUCCGGUCCGAUUUAUUAUGCUUCCGAGAGUAUUACAUCACUAUUAGGAUAUCUAGCGAAAGACGUAUUGAACACUACGAUAUUUGAACUAGCAAACGAGGAGGAUCAGAAUGGCCUUUACAACAUUUUAUCGCAACCCAAUGAAGAUGACGGCCAUGUGGCCUUCACUUGUCAUAUCAAAUGUGGUGGUAGCAAAGUGGCUUGUUGCGAACUAGUCCAGUUUGAAGGAUAUUUUAGGUCUGAUGAAGAUAUGGUACAAACCGGUGAUAAUAAAUACUGUGGAACCUCAGCUGGAGAUAUAGAUAAUAGGUUAUUGUUUGUUGGCACAGGCCGAAUCCAGACCCCGCUACUAAUAAAAGAAAUGCCUCUAGUGGAUUCCAGUAGAACGGAAUUCACUUCAAGGCACAGCCUAGAAUGGAAGUUUCUAUUCCUGGACCAUAGAGCUCCGCCAAUUAUUGGGUACCUCCCGUUCGAAUUGUUAGGUACCUCCGGGUACGAAUACUACCACGUGGACGACUUGGAGAGGGUGAUCAGGUGCCACGAGUCCUUAAUGCAAAAGGGCGAGGGCACCUCUUGCUACUACCGUUUCCUCACCAAAGGGCAACAAUGGAUUUGGUUGCAAACGAGAUACUUCAUCACUUACCACCAAUGGAAUUCCAAGCCGGAGUUCGUGGUGUGCACACAUCGGGUUAUCAGUUAUUUAGACGUAAUCAAGGAAACCAGACGUGAACAAGGCGUUCCCCCGCAAGAACUCUCCCCCAUAGAAGGCAAAGAGGCCUCCUCGAACCCCUGGAAAGCGACGAAUAAAAAAUCCAGCAAACGGGGUCCGGACUCCGACUGUACCUCCAUGUCGGCCGAUUCUCCCACCUCCAGACAAUCCGUUAUGACUGAGCAAUCGGCGAAAUCAAGAGUGAGUCAAAGUUUAACGGGGUCAACUCUACAGUCGAUUUCUCCUUCACCUCAGCAGCAACAACCGGAGCCGAACACUCGACAACAGUCGACUCACAUACAACAACAACAACAACAUCAACAAAACUCUCAGUUUUUGGAGCCGAAUCAGUAUGUCGCAAGCAUACCUUUGCAGCCCGUUAUUACUGGAUAUCCGGCGCAUCAAGCUGUCUUGUCGCCCUUGCCAGUGGAAAAUGUAAUUUCCCCAGUUCAAAUACAAGUCGACCUGCAGCGGAAACAAGCAGAACUUCAAGCAAUCAUUGGCCACCAGCAACAAGAACUGAGAAGAGUCUCUGAACAAUUACUUAUGGCUAGAUUGGGGCUGUUCGGGCAACAGCCACAGCAACAACAACAGUCCGACCCAGUACAGUCGUAUCAACAAAACAGCUUGAGUACAGUCAGUAGCACCACUGAGCCGGUGCCGAUAUUGUCCAAUGCAGUAACAGGCCCGCCCUCAGUUAUUGUACCAGUAACAGUACCAAUUUCUGUGGCAGUGUCUUCACAUCAGCCCACAGUUCUUUACGAUAGUACUCCAGACUCAAAUACUCACUUAAAUUAAUUAAUAUUUGGAUUUUCUAUGAACAAUAAUACUAAUUACAGGGAUAUAACUAUGUUCACUUUAAAAGUAUUUUUGAUAUGUAUACUUUACUAUAUAAGAAGUUUGUAUGUAGCCUUUUAUAUUGGGCAUAUUAGGUAUGUUUAAUUAGAUUAUGAAAUGUGAUGAAAUGUAUUGUAGGUCAAUUUAUUGAAAAUAUACCUUUAUAUAAAUGUGCUUCACUAGGAACUAAGUUGAAUUUGUAAGAUUUAUACAAAGGUGUACCUGUAUUAUUACUAUAAAUUAUUAUGUUAACCAGAGAAAUCUUUAAUUAAAGGUAAAAAAACCUUGUUAAUUAUUAAAGUACUUUAGUAAU
Anthonomus grandis grandis is the source of this 2779-nucleotide messenger RNA. It is a transcript of the gene Clk, whose product is annotated as circadian locomoter output cycles protein kaput. NCBI's taxonomy places the organism in Eukaryota, Metazoa, Arthropoda, Insecta, Coleoptera, Curculionidae. Gene Ontology annotation, cellular component: nucleus; CLOCK-BMAL transcription complex; cytoplasm. Bases 550 to 2427 code for a protein of 625 amino acids. The record is from RefSeq and is a predicted model, not a curated record. The transcript has 14 exons. Gene Ontology annotation, biological process: circadian regulation of gene expression; regulation of transcription by RNA polymerase II. Gene Ontology annotation, molecular function: DNA-binding transcription factor activity, RNA polymerase II-specific; protein dimerization activity; RNA polymerase II cis-regulatory region sequence-specific DNA binding.